GAAACAUGCAGCCAGUCGACUAUGAGCGGAUCUCAAUCAGCAGAGAAGCAACGGCGACACCAAUUCUAAACGUAGUCGAGGUGCACCCGGCUGUAGUCCUCUCAAAAGUACAGGGCGAGUCUCGCUGGGCGCUGGGCGAAGCUGAGCUCUGCUAUGCCGAUCACGGAUGAAAACACAUAACCAGGACACGCUUGCAAUCGUCAUCUUUGGCUUUGACAACAUCGGCGACUUCGUUCGGUGCCGGAUCUUACAGCGCUUCGCUCGUGGUUGAAGGCUGGCAUUCUUUCGAAGACAGAAGUGCACAUCACACAGGUGGUUGUGUUCUUCUGCCUGCUCGCUGCCAUUUUACCAGAGUAGAUCGAUUGUGACGCUCUGGCCUGGUCUUGGCUAGCUAGACUAGCAUGAUGCUGCAAGACAUGCAGUGGGUAACAAACGGCCUUUGAGAGGUAUACGUCGUCGAAAUUGAGAUUCGUGACAACGGACAGAUGUGGACAUUGUACUACGACUUGUGUCUACCGCUGGCUAGUUGUAUCUUAGCUACACCUGAAUCAGCAUCAUUCGAAUGGCGUGCUACCAAACUUGGCGGUGGAUGUCUCCCUCGUGGGGAUGUCAGAACUGGUGAAAAUCUCGGCGCAACUGGACAGAGGGAAAGAGAAGUCGUAGUGACAUGUCCAUGUCUGUUCGCCCUCACUGGUAUCAAGUUCAACGAUGUACGCGACCCACAGGUAUCUCGACACCAACUGCACUCCUCGCAGGACCACGUUUGUCAGCCAGGAUCAGGCAAGCAUGUUGCUGUCGAUCUCUUGUGGCGAGAUCGUCGUAAGGCAGCCAAAGAACGACGCUCCCUCGAUGGUGUGGACAUGGGUCCGUGAAUGAAUGUGCGCAGUUGACCGUUGGAUGAGGGCCGUGAGGAUUGCACCGAACAGAAUUGUAGCAGCGGACGAGGCCAAAGAAAUUGACUGUAGCAUCUUCUGGUCAUCUUGUGUUUUGUCUGUCGUCGGCCGCGAAGAGCCCCAGCUGGCCCAACGAGACUGGGUCCUUGCCUCGAGAGGGACGCUAUCAUUCACGAGACCAGCAGGGACGGCGGAGAGGACGAGGAGAACGACGAC
This is a messenger RNA of Protomyces lactucae-debilis, 1109 nucleotides long. RefSeq lists its product as uncharacterized. Lineage: Eukaryota; Fungi; Ascomycota; Taphrinomycetes; Taphrinales; Protomycetaceae. Bases 486 to 872 code for a protein of 128 amino acids. The transcript has a single exon. The record is from RefSeq and is a predicted model, not a curated record.